This is a messenger RNA of Solanum stenotomum, 669 nucleotides long. RefSeq lists its product as uncharacterized. The transcript has 3 exons. NCBI's taxonomy places the organism in Eukaryota, Viridiplantae, Streptophyta, Magnoliopsida, Solanales, Solanaceae. The record is from RefSeq and is a predicted model, not a curated record. The coding region runs from base 1 to 669 and encodes 222 amino acids.
AUGGGGGAGGUGAACUGGAUAAAGAAGACAUCUAGUGAUGAUCAUGUAAGGAAAAAUGUAGCAACACAUCACAAAGAACAAGAUUGUUUGGGGGAAACAGAGAAAUCGUUGCAUCAGGUUGUUGAAAGUCAAAAUGAGGUGCCCAAGUGUUCAAAGGUCACAAGUUCCCCUUUUACCAUUGUUCAUAUGAAAAUGAAACGAUUGAAGUUGAUAUUGGCACAAUGGAGCAAAGUCACUUUUGGCGACAUAUUUAAAAAAAUUGCAACUUUGGAGGAUGUGAUUAAAGAAAAGGAGGUGCAGCCAGAGAUAGCACCUACAGAAGGAAACAAAGCUGAAUUCAGUAAAGUGAAUGUAGAUUUAAAUAGAUAUAGGAAAUUGGAAGAGGAGUUUUGGAAGCAAAAAGCCGAUAGGAGGUGGUUUAAGGACGGAGACAGUAACACAAAGUUCUUCCAUGCAUAUGCGUAUGGUUUUUUUCAGUCAUCAAGGGGGCUGAAGCAGGGAGACCCGCUCUCACCCACUUUGUUUAUUAUUGCGGCUGAAGUUUUAUCGAGAAGCCUAAAUGGUUUGUUUGAAGAUUCUGAGUUUAGAGGUUUUGGAAUGCCAAAGUGGAGUCCACAAAUUAAUCACCUUUAUUAUGCUGAUGACACUAUACUAUUCUUCUCAGGGUAG